This is a messenger RNA of Cordyceps fumosorosea ARSEF 2679, 2271 nucleotides long. Its product is annotated as FluG domain-containing protein. The coding region runs from base 1 to 2271 and encodes 756 amino acids. NCBI's taxonomy places the organism in Eukaryota, Fungi, Ascomycota, Sordariomycetes, Hypocreales, Cordycipitaceae. The record is from RefSeq and is a predicted model, not a curated record. The transcript is spliced from 6 exons.
AUGCCAAGCGCCGUCGCCUGCACACAUCAUGCAAACGCUCCAAAUAACCACCACCUCGACUUCCUCCAGUUUCAAAGGGCCAAGCAGCUUGAAAGAGCACCGAAGCCCGCGCCGCUCUCGGCCGAGCAGCAUGCCGCGAACCGGGAGUGUCUCAGCACCGUCCGAUUCGUGAAGCCCAAGUACUCCGCUGAAACAGAGAUCAACGUCUCCGGCAUCUUUGGAAGAUGGAAACGAUACUGCAUUGAGAAGAAGGUCGGCGACUGGCGAGCGACGAUUGUUAAUCUGACCCGUGCCACUACGAUGGACUUUUUUCUCUUCGUCUGCGGAAACUACAAGGUCCGGUCGUGGGGGCGUUACAUGGAUAGAAAUGAUGCCAAGGAAGUCUACAAGUACCACCGCAAUAUUCUGAUACCUCGCUUCAGUCUCCGACCGCCGAAUAUCGACGGCAAGCCAGUCCUCAAUGUCGAUAGUCUCCGCGUCAUCCUCACCUUCAACAUUGCGUACGACACGAGCGCAUUCAGCCUUGGGCGUCAUCGAAUCCAGUUGGCCGGCUGCUACCAGCUCCUGUGUUACACUGGGGCGCGACCUUCAGAGUUGGUGGACAACGAGAGAAAAGACCCGAAAGACGGCUCCAGAGAAUUACUCUUUGGCCAGAAGCUCAUACAGGAAGUGGAGAGCGAUGGUAGCUCGGAUCAGACGCUAGACAAGCAGUCCAAGGAGCUCAACAAGAUGCUCCUACGAGAGACAGUCAAGAGAGGCCGUCCUAAAGCUCUCUGCUAUGAGGACAUUCUUUUGAUGCUUGUGCGGCACCCUGCUACGGGGAAGCCUGUACUGGCCAUGGCCAUCAAAUUUGUCCACCACAAAGGAGCAGACAACAAGCCGAAGCCGACAAUCUUUUUCUUCACGCCCACAAGGAAGCUAAUAUUUGACGCGAUCAUGGUCAUCGUGGCAUUGGCCCUACAUGACCAUGCGUUCGAUGCGGCUUGCCUAACCGAUGCGUAUAGCCUCCUGUCGAGGAAUGUUUGGGGUCCCCGAGAUUGCAUGCCAAUCCGCUGGAAGAAAGGGAAAUUGAAAGUCCCCGUUUUUCGCCGCAUCAACGGUGCGACGCUGUCUGAAGACGAGGCGAUGCUCUACUCUAAGCUGAAUUAUGACAUGGGCCGACAGAGCCUCGAAUCCGGCCACGAGAAGGCUUGGAAGGCUUGGACGCCUAGAUUUUGCUCGGAGAGGUGCUUCGAACGCCGCAAAUGUGCGUAUCUGAACGAGAUUGCCAACUUCGAUCUCCAGAAUGCCUUCUUGGAGGAGGAAAAGCAAAGCCAAUUGUUCCGCAUGUUUGCACAUGUAAGCUUGACCCGCGACCCUCGUGCCGUAAGGGAUAUGGUCCCUGAGAAGGUAUGGGCGAAUCAGCCGCCUGACCCUGAUAUUCUGAUGUGGGAGGAGGAGCGUGCGAUGCUUAAGCAGGGACGGUAUCGAAUUGCUGGUAGUGAGCAUGAAGACAGAAUUCGAGUACUCACAGACGACAUCAGAAAUAAGAGGACACAGAACGAAAGGAGGGUUGUGAAAGAAUAUCGCGAAUACUAUUUCUACAACCGUCCCACUUGGGACAUUGAGGCCCAAGCCCGUGGGGAGGUGGAAGAGGAAUAUGAGCAGCCCGCAAUGGACCUCGUCAUACCGGAACGGGCAAGAUUAGCCAACAUUCUGUGUCUGCAACCUGACGACUGGACGGAAACGGAGCUGUUCCAACGCAGAGUUGAGGCCAUCGACUUGAUGGUGGCUUUAUGCGAUAAGAAGGAAACUGGCAGAACAAGCCGCACGCAACGCCCAGCCAUGGUCGAGACUUUGGUCGAGCAAGAGUCACCUGAAAGCGACACAUUAGUUGAGCCGAAUCUUGAGCCAGACCCUUUCCCACUUCUUAUGGAGGCAACACAGUGCCCAGACUGCAUUGGUGACGAGCAGCUGUCGGUUGAGGCGCGAAAUUUCAAGUGGUGCCGUCCGCCAGUACUCAACGACCACUUUGACGACGCGCACUUGGCCCCCCGAGAGUCAGCUGCGCAGCGUGGUGAGGCAAUUUGGUGCGGCCAUCCGAGAUGCAGACACGAGAAGUUUGUCCAUGUGGAUCAUUUCCGAAGCCACGUUGAACAAGUCCAUGGGGUAAGUCUCAGGACAUCGGACCAGGUCGCAAAGAGGAGGCAACGACAGGCAGAGCGACGUGAAAAGAAAUGUCGAGGACGGCAGCAGAAGAAGGCCGCCGCAAAGGCCGCCGCGAAGACCUGA